This is a messenger RNA of Didymella exigua CBS 183.55, 1893 nucleotides long. RefSeq lists its product as uncharacterized. Gene Ontology annotation, biological process: negative regulation of gene expression via chromosomal CpG island methylation; protein ubiquitination. Lineage: Eukaryota; Fungi; Ascomycota; Dothideomycetes; Pleosporales; Didymellaceae. The record is from RefSeq and is a predicted model, not a curated record. The transcript has a single exon. Gene Ontology annotation, molecular function: ubiquitin protein ligase activity. Bases 218 to 1597 code for a protein of 459 amino acids.
GGCCCCAGAACAACCACCCAAGCCAAAAGAGCCCCUCCUAACGUCAAAAUGGCUGCUGGACGCCGCCGCUAGGAAGCGCUCGGGCAUGCCCUCGGCGCCGUCCAAAGCUCUGCUGAACUCCAUCCAGCACGCACGUGACCACCCCCACGAAGUAGCACAGAGGCUGCGAGAAGAUGCUCUCAGGUCUGGGAGGGAUCCAAACGCACUGGCGAACUGGAUGACCGAGGUGAGUAAGAGCAACGUACAGGCUCGACUGGCGCAGAGGCCCAAGCAAGCCCUGAUGCCAGUCUCUCCAGAUGAGCUGGGAAGCGCAACCGAGCGUGUAGAGACGCCUAGUCCUGCUCCUGUAUCUCCAUCAGCUACACCGAGCAUCGAGCCUUCAAUCCUCUCCUCGCUACGCGCAAAGGGUCAGAUCAAGAAACCGACGCAGGCCAAAAAGCGAGACGGUAGGCGAAAGCCGGCCAAGACUGCAAGGUCAAGCAGUGCCAGCGGCACAGCAUCGCCCAUAGACAUUGACAGCCCUCGGCCUGUGCCAGAGUCUUCGGCGUCGGGUGCUGUACGCGAGUCCCUGCAUGCAGUUUCACGUACGCUCGCAAUUCCUCUCCCAGCAACCACUCAACCAGGUGGCAACACUUACCAGUUUCCUCCUCGAACAAGCAUGCCAACAUGGUAUCUGGCAGUGACCAAGCAAAGCCUAGACCUGCUCGAGCGGAGGCGGCCGCAGGAGCUUGCCGCUAUCGACGCACUGAAAGCCUGCAUCACGCGUUGCAUACAAGAGAAGUCGAAAGCCAAGCUCGCCAAAGAGUACGACCAUCUGCGCGACCACGUGCACAAGGCUGAGAGUAGUCUGAACAUGGACAAGGUAAAGAUAAAGAAGACACGCGUUUUGACCGAGGCAGGUUUACCCCGUAUAUUCGACGAGCAUGCCAGCUUUCCCUGGGAUCUCAAAGCGGAUGCGUGGCAUCUGUACGAAAAGUGGAUGAAUGAAGAUUUCGACCGUGACAUCCUCCGCGGCGUCGUGACCGUCAAGGGCAAAGGCCGCAACGGAGAUCGACUCGACCAUGCAUACAGAGCGCAACACCCGAGGGGCCCAAAGCAGUUCGGCGAUAACGGCGCUGUGCUCGGCCAGUGGUGGCCUUCGCAGCUAUGCGCCGUGCGUGACGGCGUACACGGCGCAGCCCAAGGAGGCAUAUACGGUGACAAAGAGCAGGGCGCAUACAGCAUCAUCCUCUCGAGCGGUGGAUACCAUGACAAAGACGAUGGUGACACCAUCGAGUACAGCGGUACUGAAGGCAGCAAUUUCCAGAUCAAGGCUGCGACUCAGUCGAUGAUCACCAGCGCAAAGCUCGGCAACCACAUCCGUGUCCUGCGCUCGUCUCAGCUGCCCACGUCCAACAAAUACCGCCCGCAAGUCGGCCUACGAUACGAUGGUCUUUACCAGAUCAAGUCUUACAAAGAGAUCAACCUCGAGAAGCAGGACCAUCUCUUCCGUCUCGAGAGGAUCCCUGGACAACAGCCCAUCCGAUCAGAGGGCCCUGCAAAGCGGCCCACAUUGUUCGAAGUACAGGAGUAUGACAGGUGCAAGGGAAGAAUCUGAUCGUGGAAAAGUGUCAUGCGACCGAAUGACGUGCAAAGGACCAUGUGCUGAGGGCCUCCAGGUUAGGGUGCUACUCGGUCCUGUUCGGUGUCCGGAGUUUUGAUUGUGAUGGCGGUUUUGGAUGAGGAAAUGACGAUACCCGUGGCGGCUUUGGCCUUCUCCCUGUUGCCAGCAGCGAGGAGGAUGGUGUUGGAGGGGCGUUUGUAAUACAGAAUUCACGGGCCAGGCAAGGGCAUCUCACGUCGACUCCUCUCGACAACGGUCCGUCACGACACAAAUGAAAUGAGUAUCAGCUA